Messenger RNA from Paramormyrops kingsleyae, 987 nucleotides. It is a transcript of the gene cenpw, whose product is annotated as centromere protein W. Gene Ontology annotation, molecular function: protein heterodimerization activity; DNA binding. Gene Ontology annotation, biological process: chromosome segregation; kinetochore assembly; mitotic cell cycle. Gene Ontology annotation, cellular component: nucleoplasm; kinetochore. The record is from RefSeq and is a predicted model, not a curated record. NCBI's taxonomy places the organism in Eukaryota, Metazoa, Chordata, Actinopteri, Osteoglossiformes, Mormyridae.
GGAAUCGGCGGGUAGAUUGAAAUAGAAAGAAACUAAAAAGCAGUGUCGGUAUUUCAUGUCUUUUCUUUUGUGUAGUUUUUGACAAAAUGUUGAAGAAAGCACCAAGAAGGAACUUGAAAUCGCUCACAAGAAAGAAUGUAGACAUUUGUAUACGUAAAAAUGCAGAUUUAUUGGUGGAGCUGAGCUUGUUGCUGUUUCUGCGCAGCCUGGCAGAAGAGUCCAGGGCAAAAGCUUUUGAGGAGAAAACAGCCACCAUCAGGGCCUGUCACUUCAAGGCUGUGUCCAAGAUGCUGUCUCACGAAGGCCAAACAUCUGGCAGCUGGCAGGGGAAAAGAGAUCCACACCAGAUUGGAGUUGUGCACGAGAGAUGCUCAGCCGGUGCUCCCUAGACUGACCCGAAAUGUCUCAUCGCUGGGGAGCCAGGCGCAGUCUAACACAUGCCACUUUAUGAAGCACUGAUUGUUUGUGAAUUAGUGCUAUCACCGUGGGUCCUACGGAGACCUGCACAUGUAACAGAAAUGGAGACUAUUUUUAAUGGGUGUUUAUUUGUAAAGUGAGCAGGCGUGUGUUAAAGUUUACAUGUAUAUGUGUGAGAGUGCUUACCUGUCUGUGUGUGCAUGUUUAUCUGUUGUCCCUCUGUGCCGGAGGUUUAAAGAUUUGUAGUGAGAACAGAUUAAUUUGUACAUUUAUUUUAUUAUCCAUCCAUCUUUUAUAAUUGCUUAUCCAGCCCAGUCCUUAUAAUUGCUUAUCCAGUCCCAGGACAUCCUGUAUGGGAUUGCCCCUCUGCCACAAGGCACACACUUAAACCCUAUAGAAACACCAAUUACCUGCCCACAUGUGAAAUUCAGAUCAAGUUUUUGUUUCAGCCAACUUUUAAGAGUUACAGUCACAGAGUACUCAACUGGUUGGUUGAAACAAAAUCUUGGUCUGGAUUUUUACUUUCUGGACUGGAAAUGUCCACCUGGUAAGCUCUAAGAAAGGUUUUCA